CAUUUUCACACCUAACCUAACAUUGACCCUCUUCUCUAUUCUAUUUAAAAACCAUCUCUCCUCACCAGCGUUCUCUCAUUCUCUCUUUUAACAGUACAUUUCAAGAUAUCCAUACCUUUUCUUUCUCGCUCUAACAGUUUAGAAAUGGCUGAGAGUGGAUACAAGAAUCCCAUAGAUGGAACACCAACACCAAACGGAAGCAAUAGGGCUAACAAAAGGAGUGUUGCAACUUCUGAUUACAUUCUUAGGUUUCUAGCCUUUGCUGCUACUUUGGUAGCUGUUAUAGUGAUGGCUGUUGGUAAGCAAACCAAGACUGUUCCUGUUACUCUUCUUCCUAAUCUACAGCCAAUCAACGUUGAAGCUCAUGCUAAGUGGCAAUACAUGUCUGCUUUCAUAUUUUUCAUGGUGAUAAACAUCGCAGCUUGUGUUUACUCAGCUCUCUCUCUAGUCUUAGCAAUUGGAAACCGAUUCGGAUCAAAGGGGUUGGAUCUAGCAGUCAUUAUCCUUGACUUAAUAAUUUUAUCGCUUCUUUUCGCCGCAAAUGGAGCUGCUGCUGCCGUUGGUGUUUUAGGUUACCAUGGAAACACACAUACGCAGUGGAAAAAAGUGUGCAAUGUAUUUGAUAGUUACUGUCGCCAUGCAGCAGCAUCCAUCAUUUUGUCCUUGGUUGCAGCACUUAUGUUUGUCUUGCUAUUAGCUCUAGCUGCUUCUAGGCUCCACAAGAGAUGUCUGUAGUUAAUUUGAUUUAAGAAUUGGUAUAGGUUUGCGGUUUCGUUGCAGUAUGUGGCAAUCAAUUGUAAUAUUACGUUAAGUUUCCGUCGACAUAUUUUAACGAUGCUCUUCUUCUUUCUUUGUAUGGGCUUCAUGUUGCACAAACUUGAAUACAUACCUGUUGUGCUAUUGCGAAUCUGUGAUACUAAUAUACUACUAUUUAUUGUCUCAGUGAAAUUGAUUUAACCACUGUAUCACAUAUUUAGACCAAGUUACAAUAACAUCUCGAAUCCGACGGAGCUAAAU
Messenger RNA from Papaver somniferum (opium poppy), 1017 nucleotides. Its product is annotated as CASP-like protein 1E2. The coding region runs from base 145 to 735 and encodes 196 amino acids. Lineage: Eukaryota; Viridiplantae; Streptophyta; Magnoliopsida; Ranunculales; Papaveraceae. The transcript is spliced from 2 exons. The record is from RefSeq and is a predicted model, not a curated record.